AUGGCUGAAUCAACCACCAUCUCCAACACGGAGAAUCUCAUGAAGUACAUGUCCCUCGACCAGCGGGGUAACGUCCAGGCUGAGUACAUCUGGAUCGAUGCCACCGGUGGCACUCGUUCCAAGACCAGGACUCUGUCCAAGUCCCCCAAGUCCGUUGAUGAACUCCCCGAAUGGAACUUCGACGGCUCUUCCACCGGCCAGGCCCCCGGUGACAACUCCGAUGUCUACCUCCGCCCCGUUGCUAUCUACCCCGACCCCUUCCGUCUCGGUGACAACAUCCUCGUUCUGUGCGAGACCUGGGACUCCGAUGGAACCCCCAACAAGUUCAACCACCGCCACGAGGCUGCCCGUCUGAUGGAGGCCAACGCCAAGGAGGAGUUCUGGUUCGGUCUGGAACAGGAGUACACCCUCCUCGGUAACGAUGGCUGGCCCUACGGCUGGCCUAAGGGUGGUUUCCCCGGUGCCCAGGGCCCCUACUACUGUGGUGUCGGUACCGGCAAGGUCUACUGCCGUGACAUCGUCGAGGCUCACUACCGUGCUUGCUUGUACGCUGGUAUCAAGAUCUCCGGUAUUAACGCCGAGGUCAUGCCUUCCCAAUGGGAGUACCAGGUCGGCCCUUGCCAGGGUAUUGACAUGGGUGACGAGCUCUGGAUGUCCCGCUUCCUCCUCCACCGUGUCGCUGAAGAGUUCGGCGUCAGAAUCUCCUUCGAGCCCAAGCCCAUCAAGGGUGAAUGGAACGGCGCCGGUCUCCACACCAACGUCUCCACCGCCUCCACUCGUGCUGACGGAGGCAUGAAGGCUAUCGAGUCCUACAUGAAGAAGCUCGAGGCCCGCCACGUUGAGCACAUUGCCGUUUACGGUGAGGGUAACGAGGAGCGUCUGACUGGUCGUCACGAGACCGGCAGCAUCGACAAGUUCAGCUACGGUGUUGCUGACCGUGGUGGCUCCAUCCGUAUCCCCCGCCAGGUCGCCAAGGACGGCAAGGGUUACUUCGAAGACCGCCGUCCCGCCAGUAACGCCUGCCCCUACCAAAUCACUGGUAUCAUCGUGGAGACCCUUUGCGGUGGCAACUAA
This is a messenger RNA of Aspergillus japonicus CBS 114.51, 1074 nucleotides long. RefSeq names its product glutamate--ammonia ligase (gene glnA). The record is from RefSeq and is a predicted model, not a curated record. Gene Ontology annotation, molecular function: glutamine synthetase activity. Bases 1 to 1074 code for a protein of 357 amino acids. Gene Ontology annotation, cellular component: cytoplasm. NCBI's taxonomy places the organism in Eukaryota, Fungi, Ascomycota, Eurotiomycetes, Eurotiales, Aspergillaceae. The transcript is spliced from 5 exons.